Emiliania huxleyi CCMP1516 is the source of this 1001-nucleotide messenger RNA. RefSeq lists its product as hypothetical. The record is from RefSeq and is a predicted model, not a curated record. The transcript is spliced from 5 exons. Lineage: Eukaryota; Haptophyta; Isochrysidales; Noelaerhabdaceae. Bases 69 to 1001 code for a protein of 310 amino acids.
AGCCAGCCUACAGCCAGCGAGCAGCGUCUCUGCGUCGCCAGAGCGCACUCACCGCCCGAUUUUUCCCUAUGUCGAGCGACUGCCUCGACGACUACCACGCCGCGCCGCCGUCGCCGCUGCUGGCGCUGGUCGGCAUGCCGCAUCUUCACGGCGCACUCCAGGCGGCCGCUGCGGCCGCCGAGCCAAAGCCGCGCGUGCUCUCGUUUGCGAGCGACGGCGCAUACGUCGAAGCGCAGCCGGUUCCGAGCGGCGAGGCGGCGAACCUGGUGCUCAAGCCUGGCUGGCUCCACAAGCACACCCACUGCAUCGCCGGCGCGGCCGCCCUCCUCGCGUCGUGGGACGACUCCACCUCUGCGACCGGCGUCGCCGCGCAGAUCGGCGCGAUCCGCAAUGCGUCGGGACGGAGUCGCCUGCUGCUGGUGCUGGUGCAGGCGUCGGGCGAGGCGUCGCCCGCGCCGCCCUCCGAGGAGCGCAUCGCCGCCCUCCGGCGUGCCUGCGACCUCGAGCCGCGCAGCUUGCUCGUCGUCUCGGCGGACGGGCCCCCGCCGUCGCUGGACGCGGCCUCGCUCGCGCGCGGCGUCAAGGUGCUGCUCGAGGCGGCGGCGGCGUACUACCGCGACGAGGCGCGGCGCGCUCGGCCACCGAAGGCCACCGCGCCGCAGCUGGCCGCGCGGCACCACACGAAGCGGGCCGUCUUUGCGGAGCUGUCGCACGAGCCGGUGCUCGCCCAGCGGCACUGGCAGCUCGCGGCGGAGCAGCUGCGCGAGCUGGUGCGCCUCGCUGCGGGCAGCGGGGCCGAGGCGGACGUCGCCUCCUCCGUCCCGCUGCACGAGGUUAAGCGGGUGGCCGAGCUGGCGGUCCGCCGCAUCUGCGCGCACGGGAUGACUGCGCCGCAGGGCGCCGCCGCCGCCUCUCGCCACGCCGAAGUGUUUGACGUCUUCCGGAGGCGCGAGAAAUUGAGGGUGCCAACCCUCCACGCGGCUGAAUUCGCAGGGAAUUAG